UGUUACCACCCACUUGAACCGGAACCAUUACACUGGGAACAGUCGCCUCCGUAAGCCUGUAAGCCGAGCCCUACAUUGACAGCUGACGCUGUUAAAAUGUUGCUUGGGCUAUUUUAACAUAGCCCUUCUUAUAUUUUUCGACGGAUAAAAAAUGCUUCUGGUGCGGUUUUUGAUAUUGCUGUGGUAGAAUUUUGACAGCAACGGCGGCUGUUGCGUUAUCGACGCGAGCUGCGUCGGUCGGGUCGGGGGGAAUAUUUGGUUGAUAAUUGGGGUGGGGUGGCCAGUAGCCCCGGCGAUUUAUUUGAUAUGUGUCGGUAAAUGGGUUUAUAUUAGGAUUAUUGCAAAUUAGAACCCAACAAGGGUGCAUAAACUCCGUGAGGUAUUCUUGCGUUUCCUAUUUUAGUGAGUGUAGCGUCGUGAUACGCCCCAGCCUGUCCUCGUGCCAGCUGUAUCGAAAGGCUAGGAGAAAGCUGGAUAUUACACUGCGUAGCGCUACCAUCAACAUUAGCCUCUGCAAGGAAACCUAAUCAUGGGGAAUACGACCUCUUGCUGCGUAUCGUCCAGCCCGAAGAUUCGGAGAAAUGCGCACUCGAGGCUGGAGCCGUACCACCCGGAGCCGGAGCUUCCUCGGGACGACACUGGGGGCAAUCUUCAACACAUCAGCGAUAGGGAGAACAUUGACGAUCCAAACAUGGAGUACAACCCCUCGGACCAUCCACGUGCCAGCACGAUCUUUCUCAGCAAGUCUCAGACAGAUGUUGCUGCCCCCAAUAAGAAAGUACGGGAAAAGCGGAAAAGCCUAUACAUUAACCAUUUAACACACAUCUCGGAGUCCAAGCAUGCGGCUGCCCCCUUGAGACGCAAGUACAGCUCUUGUUCAACCAUUUUCUUGGACGAUAGUACCGUCAGCCAGCCCAACCUCAAAUACACCAUCAAAUGUGUAGCUCUUGCAAUAUACUACCAUAUAAAGAACAGAGAUGUGGAUGGUAGGAUGGUAUUAGAUAUUUUUGAUGAAAAACUCCAUCCUCUUUCAAAAUCGGAGGUGCCGUCAGACUAUGAGAAGCAUGACCCAGAGCAGAAGCAAAUCUACCGGUUUGUGCGGACACUCUUCAGUGCAGCUCAACUCACUGCUGAGUGCGCCAUCGUCACACUGGUCUACCUUGAAAGGCUGCUGACAUAUGCAGAGAUUGACAUAUGUCCUGCUAACUGGAAGAGGAUUGUUUUGGGUGCCAUACUUCUGGCCUCCAAGGUAUGGGAUGACCAGGCAGUCUGGAACGUGGACUAUUGCCAGAUUCUAAAGGACAUCACCGUUGAAGACAUGAAUGAGCUGGAGAGGCAGUUUUUGGAGCUGCUUCAGUUCAACAUCAAUGUGCCGUCAAGUGUCUAUGCCAAGUACUACUUUGACCUGCGCUCACUGUCGGAGGCCAACAACCUAAGCUUCCCUCUGGAGCCCCUUAGCAGAGACAAGGCACAGAAGCUUGAGGCCAUCUCUAGAUUGUGUGAUGACAAAUACAAGGACUUGAGAAAAGGCUCCAAGAAGCGAUCAGUCAGUGCCGAUAACCUAACGGUGGUCAGAUGGUCCCCUGCCAUCAUCUCCUAACAACCAGAGACCUUGGGACAGAUAGCCAGAACAUGUGAGGGGGGCCAGGGGCUACAAGAGGCAUCAGACUCCUCACAGGCACGGGCAGGUCUCUCGUUUAAAGGGAUGCCUCUCCUGCUUAGAUACACCACUCUUGAUCAGAGCCUGUGAGGCUCUCACAGAGUGGGGACUCCUCCCCCCUCUUACUCUAAGGUUUUUCCUACCAUAAGUAUUACAGUUUGUGUCUCACUGUACAUAAGAGAUGGUCCAUCACUUCCCCCCCCCCUCCUCCAUUUGCUUUUUUUUCUGUUCCUCCUCUUUAUCCUCCUCCAUCUGGACAGCAUAAAGUUUGAUUUUGAAGAAGGCAUCCCAAGUUGGGAAGGACAUCACCACUAGUCAGUUGCCACGAAGGUCAAGGUCAAGGACAUUUGAAGAGGACUCGUAAAAAGACCAAUUUUUGCAAAGUCACCCACCAAGUAAUCGGAGCAGCCACCUACCACUAAGAGCACCAUUCCAACAGUGCAGUUCAAUCAUUAACGGCUUCCUGCUGUUGCUUUGAUUUGAUAUUUAAUAGCUACCUAUAAUUUUACAUUCCUUUUGAUUCUAGUGGCUUUUGAGUAACAUUGACUCAGCAUGAGAUGUGCAUCAAAGACAGCCCUCAUGUUUGAAGUCAUUAAGUGUGGACAUAGUGGUCUAUGCUCCUUCCCAGAAUUCCCACCAUUUAGAAGAUCCUUCUUGUUUUAUUUUUCUACGAUUCUAAUCCUAUUCUUGGUCAGAUGUCAGUCAAGGUGCAAAUGUUUCAUCAAGCUUAAAGUAUGCCCCAGAAACCCAACUAAGGUCAGCUGUAUGAGCAGGAGCACGGGACUUUCUCAUCUACACGAGCGUCAACAUUUUGGUGAAGGGACCUAUUCUAGUCUUUGAAUGGCAAAACCACAUGUGAAGCACAGAAAGGCUGAGCGGAAUCAUUCCUCUCCUUCAUACAGAUUGCAGUUGUGUAUGCUGUAGGCUUUUAAGGUGCUUUAUUAGGUCUGCGAGGUUUACUGCUGCAGAUCUUUCCCUAGGCUUGCCCCUCUCUCUGAUCAGUAGUCAUCAGCAUAGUGGUGAGGCCCUGGGAACCAUUUUCAGAAAGAGUCAUCUUUGAAGCAAAGAAGGAUGGAAGUAUGGAAGGUAAAGAAAGUAAAAAGUCACAUUACUAUUGGCAAACACAGAUGCCACCAAGUGGAAAGACCUACACAUAUUAUCAUUGUUCAUUUUGAGAUUACAUUACAUUUUAAGAUAUUUAGAUAUUCUUUCAGUGAAUCUACAUGCAGUGACUUAAACCAAGGCCAUCAGGAAAUGACUUGUACAUUUAGAUUUUUUUUUUCUUUUAAUGUUAAAGAUUAGUGAGAUGUAGCCUUCGGUAGAGGACUUUAGUCUUCAUUACUGGUGAAGUCCUGUGCUGCUAACCAACUAUUUGGACUAGGGCCGGGAUAAGGCCGAAAGUGGCUGAAGAGAUGGGCUGUGUAGCAUUUGUCUGCUCUGCCAUGUAAUGUCCUUAAACUCAAAAGUCCUGAGUUGACUGAAUUUCUGUUCUUUUUUUAUUUUCAAAAGAAACAAUUGAGAUUGAAAACAUGUUAUGAAAAUGAGGAGUUGGCACAUGAGGUCUUAAAAAAACUUUAAUGUCACCAUUUUUAUUUCAAAAUAAACUGGAGUUCGUACACUAAACAGAGAUGGUCCAUGCAUCACCGUGUAAAUGGACUUAGAAUAUUUAUUUUCUAAAAUAUGGUAUAAAAGAAAUUUUCGUGAAGAUUCAUACUGGUAGCUGUUAUUUUUUAUUGAAUUUCUGACAUACACCUAAUCUCAAAAGCAUUAUAGAAUAAUAAAUGUUACAUUAAGAUUGGUUUGUACAAUGUAUAUACAAGACCCUAUGCGCUCAGACCGUGAUUAAAAAAAAAAAAAAAAUUUAAAAUGAUGUAUAUGUAACAGAUCAGUAUUGAUAUGUAAGAAGUAAUCUAUCAGAGUGUAAUAUAACAACACCAUGAAAUAAGGAGCCGCUGAUUGGGCAUUAUCAAAUACAAUACGGAAAGGGCGCUGUACUCUUCUGAUUUCAAAAGCUUUUCAUAAAUUGAGUGCCGACACGGCGUCUGAAAUUUGAAUGAAAUUGGGGUAGUUUUCAUUGUUUCUUGCUUUCUAUUGUGAGAACUUUAUUUUUUGCAAUGAUGAUUAAUUCAGUUUGUGCUAUUUCUGCCUAUCCGUAAUCAAGUAUCAGAUUUCUCCAAAAUAUCAGCUGUACAUUGUCCACUCUUAAUUUUAUUGUUUACAUGGUUACAAACUGUAUUGUGACGGUAGUCCCAUAUUUCAUUUUGAUCAGUUGUUCAUGGUUAGACAUUUUGUAGUGAUUCAAAAAGGGAUGGAUCUUUACCAAAGUAAAAAAAAAACAAACAAUGAAGGACUCUCCUAUGAGGAGUACUAGUGCUUUAGAGGCCCUUUGCACAUUGUGUUUGAAUGGCAGGAGUUAGAGGAGCAAGCAAGAGAGAGAAGGGAAUAGUUGCCAGGGAGAGAAUUAAACACAAGUGUCUAAUUUGGGUUGGAGGUUGGUGUCGUCCCUGGGGAGGCAUUGGAAAAAGUAUUCAAAGAUUGUAUUAUCCUAUUUAUUGUAUGUGUGAGUGUGUGUUAAUUCAGAGCCUGCUGCCAUCACUGACCCAUGGCAGCUGUCUGAAUUGUCUGAUAGCCUUGUGCACUCAACUCUACCUCUGUUUAGACAUGGUUUGUUGUUUCCUUUUCUCCCCUUCUCCCCCAGACUAUAUAUAUAUAUAUAUAUAUAUAUAUAUAUAUAUAUAUAUAUAUAUAUAUAUAUAUAUAUAUAUAUAUAUAAUUGCCCUAUCUGUCUAUCUCAGUCCCUCUCUUGUUUGUCGCUCUUCAAUUUCUUUUUAUUUCAUUUUUAGGAUUUACAAAUUAAUCUUUCCAAUUUGUCUUUGUACUAUUGGUGGUUUCCUGUGUUAACAUAAAGAGAACUGCUGUAAACUGUAUGUGAAUUCUCCUGUUAUUUUCCUUUUUUGAAUAUUGGUCAUAUGACUGGUAACAGUUAAUGAAUUAUUGUUGUUAUUGUUGAUUUUUUUUUUUUUUUUUAUGUUCUGUAGGUCAACCCCAUUAUCUGUGCGCAGUUUGCCAAAAGCUAAAGCGCUAUCUGUUUGGAUAUUCUCUUAGUUCAUCAUCAGUCUUUCUUUUUAGUGAGGUCUCUUCAACCUCAAGCGCCCCUGGGGCCAAUAGGUUUAAACGCUGCAUGCUGACUCUUCAACCAUGGUUUUUAAAUGAUGAUCCCAGUUCAGAAGCAAUGUUUAGGAACCUGCACAAGAAAAAUAAACUUUUAAAACUUGCAAUAAAAAACC
This is a messenger RNA of Alosa sapidissima (American shad), 4947 nucleotides long. RefSeq names its product cyclin Y (gene ccny). Gene Ontology annotation, molecular function: cyclin-dependent protein serine/threonine kinase activator activity; protein kinase binding. Gene Ontology annotation, cellular component: plasma membrane; cytoplasmic cyclin-dependent protein kinase holoenzyme complex. The record is from RefSeq and is a predicted model, not a curated record. The coding region runs from base 530 to 1600 and encodes 356 amino acids. Gene Ontology annotation, biological process: regulation of canonical Wnt signaling pathway; regulation of cyclin-dependent protein serine/threonine kinase activity. The transcript has 12 exons. Lineage: Eukaryota; Metazoa; Chordata; Actinopteri; Clupeiformes; Clupeidae.